Messenger RNA from Patiria miniata (bat star), 2754 nucleotides. RefSeq lists its product as uncharacterized. The transcript is spliced from 9 exons. The record is from RefSeq and is a predicted model, not a curated record. The coding region runs from base 109 to 1752 and encodes 547 amino acids. Lineage: Eukaryota; Metazoa; Echinodermata; Asteroidea; Valvatida; Asterinidae.
AUUAAAAAAGCCCUAUAUAUCAGUCCCAGGGUUCACGGACCACCAGUUUAGCACCAGUUGGGCCCUAAUCCGCCCCUUUUGACGGAAGACCACAGCAGAGACUUGGAAAUGGCGAAAGAAAUAUGGCCAAGUGUUUGGAGAAAUCUUCUCCUUUUUGGGAUGAUCGUUGGUCUGGCACCUCAUCACACCAAUGGACAUAUAUGCAUAAUAUCCCCUCACCAGCGGGGACCGCUCGAUGUCUCGCACUCUGGUAGUCACACCUGUACCCGACAUGGCGCCCCUUGUGGGGGACAACCUCCGCAAGAACCGCAGGCCACGUACGCCGGAGGCAGCAGCAUCUUUGUAACUUUCCAGCAAAAUUACAAUCACUAUGAAGUGGGAUAUCCUGGUUACAUGGACGUUGCGCUUGCCAACAACAGUAAUCCCUACGCGCACUUUGACAUCAUGGGGGUCUUCGGCGACGUGAAUGAGCAUGCGCAGGACAACCAACAAAACUACAGCUUGCCUGUCGUUCUCCCCGAUAUUGAUUGUUCACACUGCGUGUUACGCGUCCGAUACGUGGCUCACAAGCCUGGUGAAAAGAUAUUCUAUCAAUGCUCGGACAUUAUGAUCAAGUCAUCACGUACUAUGGGGGACAUCCAACAAGAACGGGACCAGAGGCACCGAGUGCAGGCCGCUCGACCGCCGAGGGAUCGCGGUGUUCUUCGGCAGAUGCCCAGCGGCGCUCAACCGGUGAAGCCCGACGGUGAUGCGGCCAUGCUCUACGGCUUUGCCUGGAACGAGGCGAAAUCGGGCAGCGCCUUUGUAAUGGUGGACACCGUGUCUGGGGCAAAGCAGAGCAUAUCCCCGAUGUACUUCAGUCUUGGCUCAGGGAUCCAGUACGGAACUCCGUCACCAACGGCUCAGUCUAACAAGUACGUCAUGGACCAGAUAGCCUGUUUCGACCGGGAGAUGCCUUACCUGAACCUACUAGAACACCGCAAUGGGGGUCUGGACGCCGCUUCGAAUAAGAUACUGUGGAUUGACAUGGUAACCAAGGAAAUUGCGGGCGAAUACGAGCUGGACACCCCGAAGCAUCUUCCUAUAGUCAGUCUGGUGCCCUAUCUCAAGCAGGUGUACCUGACCGUUCAGAUAGAAGAGACGUCUCCACAAUCAGGGAUCUUCUUCUUCGUGUAUGGUACUUUGGAUUACAUGGGUCACUUCCAGCAGAUCGUCAACACCAGUAGUAGCCCAAAUACGGUGUUCGUGAACUACCAAUGGGCGACGCUGAACUACCAGACCAAGACGCACUACAUGCUGAUCGGCAAUGAGAACUCACCGGACAAACUCGCAGCGAAGAUCUUCACACUGCAGGUGACAACAAAACAAGUGUCUGUUACGGACUUGGAUGUGAGUCAAUACACAAUCACCGCUAUACAAGUCUACGAGAAGACAGACGAACUGUUUGCUAUGUCACCGGGUUUGUUCGGGAACCCCUUCCCAGCCUGGACUCUGGUCACGGUUGAUCCUAAAACCGGUGCCAUCAAGCAGAAAUACCCAGUUGCACCUGCAGGAGUUUUCGGACAAUACUAUGGUGGCAAUGUUAUCAGCAUUGAUCAAGAGUCUGGCAUCUUGUACUACGUACUGCACGUUGCUAACUCCCAAAAUGACGUCAUUGCGUCAAUCUCCUUGGAGACUGGUAAAGUGACCUUCUCCCGACUCACUGACCUGCGCAACAUCCACAACUUGGCUUUCUACAACAACUUAAAGUAAACCACUAAAUGUCUGAAAUUAAAUCGAAGGAAACUGUGACUUAUUAUUCCCAGUUUAAUAAAAUCAAAUCCAAAUUCAAGUGAGGCAACGAUUUAUUUUACAAUGGCCAUGGCUUAAAGCUGUGAUGCAAACAUCAUCGAAGUUAAACAAAAUAUAAUUGUAACAUGAUAGGUCUUUCUCAAAUUACGUCACUUCCUACGGAUUACCACGUGCCGGUGUACCGUGAAUACCCGACUCCAUGAAACAUGGACUCAUUGGUAGUAUUAAUAAUGCGUAAGUAAGAUUAUGCUAUGUUCAGGAUCAUAUAUGGGAGAGUGACCUGUCACGUGCGAGGGAUUAACCAUUAAUAGGGAAAAGCUAGAGUCAGAUUUUCAUGGUAGUAUGAUUUUCAUAUGACAGUUAAGAACAGUUUGCACACUGCGCGCCCACAGUCGUGAAUUUCUUUACGCUCGAGGACAAUGCUUUGUGUUUCCCUUUGUCCUUGUAAUAACACUCUCCCAUUGACUGAACACAUAACCGUACGAUGAAGGACCGUUUUCAACAAAGACCCAACGCUCGAGGACUGAACGGAUCUUUUGUUCUCCCUUUGUGUGUCUGUCCUCGAUCGUGAAGCCAUAUAAGAGCUCACGCACUGAUGGUGUUGAACACGCAGUUGUCAGUUUCCUUCGAAGAUGGCGUCAUAUGAAGGCGAUCUAUAAAGCUGAUUGUAAUUAGGUUCAAUAUCAAAAUCUUAUCAAUUAAAGAUAUCACUCCGCUCUUUUCGUAAUUGAUACAAUGAACAAAAUCUACUGUAAGGUAUCAUAGAACAUGACAAUUAAAGACACUGUGAAUUAAUUAUGAUAAAGUGCUUUGCUUAAGAACGGUCGAAUCGUGAAACUAGAUUAACUUUAUAUUCAAUCAAACGCGUAUGUACUUACAAACUGAUUAAUAUUACAGUAUUACAUGUACUUCCAUUCACCUUAAAGAGAAUACUUAACAUUAAAAAAAUAUUAUGAACUGUAA